This is a messenger RNA of Symbiodinium necroappetens, 4866 nucleotides long. The record is from the annotation of a GenBank genome assembly. Lineage: Eukaryota; Dinophyceae; Suessiales; Symbiodiniaceae.
AUGGAGUGCGGAAGUGUUGCCUGGGAUGCGCUCUCGCUCAGCCGGGAGCUCUCCAGGAGUUGCGAGCCAGACAUGUUCACACUGGCCUUGUUCAUCCACAAGCCUCCAGAUGACUGGAGCAGCGUGCGGCGGUACGUAAAACAUGGCGGCAUUGUCAUUGCAGGGCAUUUUUCACACGCGGUUUACGCAAACAUGUUCCAGACACAUGUUCCGAAAGGGAUCUGGCACGGAAGCUGCCAGUCAAGAGGCUUUCCGGAGCAACACAAGUUCAAUGAAAGUGAUCACUUAUGGCGCACAUUGACAGAUCACAAUGGUCACUCUGAGCCGACGGCAUCAGCAGCAGGGUGUGGCCCGUCGACAUACGAGUUUCCAGGCGUCGUCGGCCUUGCUGGUUGGACGGCAUCUUCCUACAGCUUGUCAUAUCGAAUACUUGGCGCUGGCACCGUUUGGUUCGCGACGUGGGGCUGGGAGGUGUUCGCUGACCAGCGAACGAGGCAGGUCUUGAAGUAUAUGUUGAAACACAAUCGUGCGCUAAUGUCAGAUGGAAACACCGCCUCCUUCGGUGUUUCCCUCGAAGCCCUCGAUGUGACGCUAAGACGUAAAGGAGGAUCGCCGUCGCCGUCGCCUUCGCCUUCACCUUCACCUUCACCUUCACCUUCACCACCACCGAUCACAGUGACUGCCACAACAACGACAACAACCACCACAACAUCGAGCUCCAGCACAUCAAACUCGUCCACAUCGACAUCUUCCACCACUGCAACAACCACCUCAACCUUUUCGACGUCCAGCACAUCCACCUCCAGCACAUCCACCUCCAGCACAUCCACCUCCAGCACAUCGACGUCCAGCACAUCCACAUCCAGCACUUCCAGCUCCACCACGUCCACUCUCAGCACUUCCACUACCACCAGUUCCAGCACAUCUACUUCCAGCACAACAACUUCUAGCACAUCCACUUCGAGCACAUCCACUUCGAGCACAUCGAGCUCCAGCAUGUCCACCUCCAGCACAUCCACCUCCAGCACAUCCACCUCCAGCACAUCAAACUCGUCCACAUCGACAUCUUCCGCAACGGCAACAACCACUUCAACUUUUUCGACGUCCAGCACGUCGAGCACCAGCACCUCUACAUCUACGACGUCGAGCUCCAGCAUAUCGAGCUCCAGCACCACAACAAGUUCUUCAGCAUCCACCACGACUCGCUCGACCUCCACAUACGCAGGCAGUGAUCCCAAUAUUCUUUCGGGUGAAGCAACGAACAGGGAAGAACAAAUGACUGCGCUUCAAGGAGCUGCGAUAAACAGUCUGAUGAGUGCAGCCAGUAAUGUCAACCUUUCAAACGUAGAAGUGGUGGAUGGAGUUGCCACACUACUGGAGGAAGAAGUUCAGACCGCACAAGGCAUGACCUUGCUGACGAAAGCAAUGGUAGUGUUAAAUGCCAGCAGUGGCUUGCAGGCCACUGUAGGGCGUAGCCGAAGUACUUUGCGGGUGCCAGCAGCAACGCUCGAGCAGCUUAAGAACGGCAGCGCGCAUCUUGCAGUAAGCUUUGGAGUCUUCCCCGAUACCACGAACGAAUACAAGUCCUUCGAGGCAGGCAGCGAUGCUGUCCUGGUGGCCGGCGAGGUUAUCAGCAUUUUGAUUACCGGUCCCGAUGGCAAGAUCUUCAAAGGACGCUUGCCCGAGCCGAUAGAUAUCGAACUGAGUACGAAAGCCUUUCACCGACGAAACGCCUGCGUUUUCUGGGAUGAGGAUGCGGGUGAUUGGUCAACAUUCGGUCUGGAAAAGGUUGGUGUGACGAACCAAUCUACGCAAUGUCGCACGACGCAUUUGUCUGUUUUCACUUUGAUCCUCGCGACUUUGACUUGCAGCCAGGCUGCAAGGAUCUUUUCUCAGGAAGCUUUGCUCGCUCUCGUGUCUACGCCUUGGGCCUGGCAGCCACCGGCUCUCGUCAACUGGGCAACUAUCUUGGUGGGGUGCUGGUUGUUGCGACUAGCAUACCGAGCUGAUCAGCAGAACCAAGCCCAGAUGAAAAGGCUGCAAACCUGGGCGAGAGAAUGCCAUGAACGGGCAGGCGUCUUACCAAACGUGGCGGCGUUCUUACGAAUGCUCGGACAGUGCCGACAGCUUGGGCAUCAUGGUUUAAGGUCAGCCAAGUCGUUUAUCUGUUCAACAGUCAUCAACACCAAGUUGGGUGUCGACAACGCAUAUCUCGACAAUCUGCACAGGAGUAUCGGAAAGACGGAUGUGCAUCGACAAGCACACACAGAGGUGGAAAGCUUCCUUGGCUCGCCUAGGUAUCGGCAAUUCUCUAUGCUUUUUGCGAGCUCCUGCAGGUGGGUAUCUAUCUUAGCUCCGUCGUGGCAGUUGGCGAGCAUGGAUCGCUGCCUUUUGUUGCUUGCCAAACUCUACAGCACCUGGGCUCUCUCGGCCAUUUUCUUCGGCAGCACAUCCGUGGCUCCAGACCAGGAUCCCGACUGCGAACCGCAGGAAGGCUUCUGGCCUAUGCUGGUCCAGAGCGUAACCGUCGCUGUGAUUGCAGGCGUGUUCGGAGCUUUGCCUCUUGGCUGUCUGGUGCUUGUCCAGCAGGCGUGCCGGGUCCAGGUUUCAACAGCAAGAACCACUUUCCGCAGCUUCGUCUUUGCCUACACCUUCACCUGUUGGCUAACCACAUGCCUCUUUCUUGCAGUGGUGAGCUCGACCGAUGCCGAGAGAUGGGUGAUUAGUGCAGUGGUGGACGUUUGUAAGUCGGCCGUGAUGAUUCCCUUUCUUUUGGCCUCCAUAUGCGUGCUUUUCUUGGUUUGUCAAGAUGCUGAGAUCCACAUGAGUUGGACGCAGCAUCUGAAGAGAUUGAGCGAGAAGGCAACGGCGAAGGUAUGCCUGCAGUCGCUGGACUUCAAGAAAGACGAGCUCUUGCACUUGGGCUUCGAGCGUGUCUGCUCUGUGAAGGUCAAAUUCACCGGCCAUGACCGGCCCGCGGUGGACUUCGAGCCAGGCUUGCUGUUGGAGGAGGUGAAUGACGGGCAAACGCUUCUCAUGACGGCAUUUGCAGAGAAAUCCGAUAAGAAAGACCCACAGCUGAUGGGAACUGCCACCCUGAAAGUCGGGUCAGCGUCAAAGUUGGCAUUCAAGCGCCAUGGCAAGCCAUUGGAUCUCUCAGCGGAGGUGGCUUUGACAGUAAUUCGUGAGUCGGAGGGCCCCACUUGGCACACCCUGCCGCCGACGAGCAGCGAUAUAUCGCUGGAUGAGCCCCCUUUGACUCCGAGGGAAGGGGGGGUUCUAAGAUCGGCGACUGAACCUGAAGCACCGGAGGCACCAUGCAGCCUCGGAGGCUGCGGCCAGAACUUGCACGAAAGCGCAGGCUUGAACGAUAGUACACGACACGACACGCCAACAGUGCAGCCCGUGCCACAGACGCCGCAGCUGCACGGCAACACAGCCUCGGACGAGAAUACGGGUCAAGGCACAGUCCAGCCCUUGCCGAAACUAAAAGUGCCUGUGCACAUGUCGGCAAGGACAAACGAGAGCCCCGUGAGUGUCGCCAGGCAAGACAAGGCCGAGUCGGCACCAGAUGCCCCAGCUCUCUCACGAGAGUUCACGGAUGCAUCCCAAUGCCCCGGCCAAAGCGGACCUGUCCAGCCGGUCCAGCUCAGUGCCACCGCCCAAGACCAAGAGCCUCGGGUUGCAUCCUCGCUGGCUACGAGCGAAAUGAUGGACUUACCGGAGCGCACAGGGGAAAUGUGGCGCUUUCAACCCAUGGCCCUGCGCUGUUGGAUUUUUGUCAACUUCUUCGCACGUCUGGACAGCAAGCCCGUUGCCGUCGUUUAUGAAGCGUCCGCCGCGUAUUUGGCAGAUCUGGCACACAGCGCGUCAGGUUCAAAGGUGGAGUUCUGGCCAUGCACGGCAUCUUGCAACCCUCCCUUCGGCCGAAGGGACGAUGUGAUUGCGGCUGUGGGUAUGCCGCGGAACUUCUCGAACUUGCAAGACUUCCCGAACUUGAAGCUAAUCCAGAGCACAUCCUACAUGUAUCCGCGUUUGUCAGCGAUGCCAGCUGGUCCAGUUGUCGCCAAAUACGACGCCCCAUGGAAAGCCUAUGGGGUGGAACCCAUCGCCGAAUUUGUCAUCGCAGCUGCGUUCCAAUGGACAUACAAGCUCGUCGAAGUCUCUUCUAGAUUCGCCGCUUGUGGCUUUGGUCCAGGGGCACCCGGUGGUUGUGCUCCGGACAGCGUGCUGACUUCCCAUCCGACGUUAAUGAGCAAGUCGAUUGGCAUCAUUGGCUACGGCACGAUUGGUGAGGCUGUGGCCAGACGAGCAUUUGCCUUAGGUAUGCGCGUGUUAGCAUCGCGACGGCACGGUCCUUUUUCGUCUUGGCUGAUCAGCGACAAUGACAAGGUGCUGGCAGAGUGCGAUUUCAUUGCAGUGACUGUUCCAGGCUCUGUCGUGGGGCUGAUCAACAAGACGGCAUUAGCACUGAUGAAGCCUGGUGCAGUGCUGAUCCCCGUGUCUGCAAAUCCCGUGGAUUUCGAUGCGCUGUACCAUGCUUUGCUUACGGGCUCGAUCGGCGGGGCCGUCCUUGACGUAUGGCCUCAAGGCUGCUGGCAUUACCCAGACUCAUUUUGCGGGCCUCCCUACGGGCACGAGGCACAGCCUUACUUGCAGUCGCAUCUGGCGCAGCUUGACAACGUCCUCGUGUUGCCAGGCGUCGCCAUGCGGGACACCAAAUUUUGGUCCAACAGCGCUGCAUGGGUUAGCGACAACCUGGUGGCGCUCAUCGAUGGCUUGCCGGUCAAAGGUGUGGUCCGGAAUGCCACAUUCGAGACCAAAACGCAGGCUGAGGAGCCGCCACGUCUGAUGCAGCUGGUGUGA